Messenger RNA from Jaculus jaculus (lesser Egyptian jerboa), 2315 nucleotides. It is a transcript of the gene Celf5, whose product is annotated as CUGBP Elav-like family member 5. Lineage: Eukaryota; Metazoa; Chordata; Mammalia; Rodentia; Dipodidae. Bases 44 to 1387 code for a protein of 447 amino acids. Gene Ontology annotation, biological process: mRNA splice site recognition; regulation of alternative mRNA splicing, via spliceosome. The transcript is spliced from 12 exons. Gene Ontology annotation, cellular component: ribonucleoprotein complex; cytoplasm; nucleus. The record is from RefSeq and is a predicted model, not a curated record. Gene Ontology annotation, molecular function: mRNA binding.
GUGGGCGGCCGGGCCCGAGCGCCCCGGGGCGCGGCCCGACGGCAUGAAGGACCUGGACGCCAUCAAGCUGUUCGUGGGCCAGAUCCCGCGCAACCUGGACGAGCAGGACCUGAAGCCGCUCUUCGAGCAGUUCGGACGCAUCUACGAGCUCACGGUGCUAAAGGACCCGCACACCGGCGUGCACAAAGGCUGUGCCUUCCUCACCUACUGUGCCAGGGAUUCUGCCAUCAAAGCUCAGACUGCCCUGCACGAACAGAAGACCUUGCCGGGGAUGGCUCGGCCGAUCCAGGUGAAGCCGGCGGACAGCGAGAGCCGCGGAGGUAGGGACCGGAAGCUGUUUGUGGGGAUGCUGAACAAACAGCAGUCGGAAGAGGACGUGCUGCGGCUCUUUCAGCCCUUCGGGGUCAUCGACGAGUGCACGGUGCUCCGCGGCCCCGACGGCAGCAGCAAAGGCUGUGCCUUUGUGAAGUUCUCCUCCCACACAGAGGCCCAAGCUGCCAUCCACGCCCUUCAUGGCAGCCAGACCAUGCCGGGAGCUUCCUCUAGCCUGGUGGUCAAGUUUGCCGACACGGACAAGGAGCGGACAUUGCGGCGUAUGCAGCAGAUGGUGGGCCAGCUGGGCAUCUUGACGCCGUCCCUCACCCUGCCCUUCAGCCCCUACAGUGCCUACGCCCAGGCUCUCAUGCAGCAGCAGACGACAGUCCUGUCCACCUCCGGCAGCUACCUGAGCCCCGGCGUGGCCUUCUCACCCUGUCAUAUCCAGCAGUUUGGCGCUGUCAGCCUUAAUGGACUGCCUGCCACGCCCAUUGCCCCUGCCUCUGGGCUGCACUCACCCCCACUGCUCAGCACUGCCGCCGUUCCUGGCCUCGUGGCACCCAUCACCAACGGCUUUGCUGGGGUUCUGCCAUUCCCUGGUGGCCAUCCUGCCCUAGAGACUGUGUAUGCCAAUGGCCUUGUGCCCUACCCAGCUCAGAGCCCCACGGUGGCCGAGACGCUGCACCCUGCCUUUUCCGGAGUCCAGCAGUACACAGCCAUGUACCCCACCACAGCGAUCACUCCCAUCGCACACAGCGUCCCCCAGCCGCCGCCCCUCCUGCAGCAGCAGCAGCGAGAAGGUCCCGAAGGCUGUAACCUGUUUAUCUACCACCUCCCCCAGGAGUUUGGAGACUCGGAGCUGACGCAGAUGUUCCUGCCCUUCGGCAAUAUCAUCUCCUCCAAGGUGUUUAUGGACCGGGCCACCAACCAGAGCAAGUGUUUCGGAUUCGUGAGCUUUGACAAUCCCGCCAGCGCACAGACCGCCAUCCAGGCCAUGAACGGCUUUCAGAUUGGUAUGAAGAGACUCAAGGUUCAGCUGAAGAGGCCCAAAGACCCAGGACACCCGUACUGACCAUGCCCACAGCCACCCCGAACCGUGGGUACGGCCCAGGUGAGCCGCCAGGCGGCCCCAUGCCCUGUCCCAUCCCGGGUUUCACCUAACCCCCUCCCAGCCCACACUCACUCCCUAAUUCCUUGGGGGCCGGAGCAGUGCUCCAAGAGGCUGCCUGGGGAUAAAGAUCCUUCCCCUGUAACCUUGGCUGGGUGGAGUAGAGGGUGGCAUUGGGGUGGGAGGUGAGGAGAAGCCAGGAGCUCUCACCAAAAGGGCUUCCAGGAGAAGGCUUUGAAGGAUGACUAGAAGUUCACAGGAGAGGAGGGAAUGUGGGUCUGUGGUGUAGGAUGUGUUGGGUGGGGUUUCUAUUCCAUCCAGUGAAUAUAUUCUCCUGGCUGAGAAGCCUGAAACCAGAGAAAAGAUAUUCAAUGCACCCCAGACCCUAAGGCUGGAUCCCAGAUGCCUAACCCAGCUUGGAACAGAACUGAAGUGGAGGAGGUAGGGACAGUGCCAUCCUGUCCCCCCAUCUCCAUCCUCACCAGCUGCAGUCAACCCUCAGCUUGCUUCUGUCUUCUAAUUCAUGACCAACUGGUUAAGAUCAUGGUGGGAGGGAACCCAAACAUCCAAACAACAAAAUACCCCAAAGGUUGUUUUCCUCAUCAAAGCCAAACAACUCUAUCAGCAAAUUUAACAACUGAAUCAUCAAUGAGAGCCACUCUGAGAGUUCAUGCCAAACUCUAGGGUCAUCUGUGAAAUGGGCUCAUGGGGCAGUGACAGACCAGAGCCACUCAUGAUUGUCCAAGUUUCCUCAGCACAGAACCUGCCCCUACAGAGCUCUGAUGAACUCAUCCUGAUUUGUUCUUUUUAAAAAUCACAAUCCUGCCAACCCUGCAAGAAAUGUGCUGGUGACCAAGGCCAGCACUGGUGGACACAGCAGGGAUGGGACAAA